Messenger RNA from Myripristis murdjan (pinecone soldierfish), 1430 nucleotides. RefSeq names its product distal membrane arm assembly component 2 like (gene dmac2l). The coding region runs from base 135 to 725 and encodes 196 amino acids. The transcript is spliced from 5 exons. NCBI's taxonomy places the organism in Eukaryota, Metazoa, Chordata, Actinopteri, Holocentriformes, Holocentridae. The record is from RefSeq and is a predicted model, not a curated record.
CGCCCUCCCGCUUUGACGCGCAGCCGCCAGCCAAUGGGAGCGCACGUUCGCAUUGCGUCAUCGGGUGAGAGGCCAACGGACAUGGCGGCGUUCACUAUGUAAACAGCCCGUCAGAGAGCGAACAGCGGUGAGGCAUGAGGCUGUUGAGCAAGGCAGCGCAGACGGCCGUGUGUCACCGAGGCGGCGGCAGCAGGCAGUUCUGGGGCUGGCUCAACGCCGUUUUCAACAAGGUGGAUUAUGAGAGGAUCGAAGCCGUGGGUCCGGACCGAGCUGCGUCAGAGUGGCUGCUGAGGUGCGGUGCCAAAGUGAGGUUUCAGGGUUUCGAGCGCUGGCAUCACGACUACAACGGGCUGCCCACUGGACCUCUGGGCAGAUACAAGAUCCAGGCAAUUGACGCCACUGAAUCCUGCAUCAUGCACCGAGGGUUUGACCAUCUAGAUGGCUUGAAAUACCUGGAGGAAAUCAAGUUCAACAAGUGUAUCUACAUCGAGGACACCUGCCUGGAGAGGCUGAGCUCCAUCGAGAACCUGCAGGAGAGUUUGUACAUGAUGGAAAUCGUGUCGUGCGGAAACGUGACGGAUAGGGGCGUCAUCGCCCUGCACAAGCUCAGGAAUCUGGAGUAUCUGUUCCUCAGUGAUCUGCCGGGGAUCAAAGAUCGAGAGAAGACUGUUGAGAGGCUGCAGACGGCACUUCCACGUCUGGACAUAGCACUGGACCUUGAAUGACUGCGAAAACUGCUCUCUGUUUAGGAGAGAGUGUGUUUUUAUUUUAAAAGUAUGGACACUUUUGAAGGCUUUCAGAGCAGAAAACUUGAAAAAGGAAACACUAGAGCAUCCAGGGCUUUGAUUGUCAGAUGUACUGGUCUUUUGGACUGAGAUUAUUUCCACAUGAAUACGAGGAUGAAAGCCUGCCGCUGUGGUUAAAUCUUUAAGUGUGUGGAGCGCAGCACUGUGGGGAAAAUUCAAUGAAGAAAUAAGCUAAUCUAGCAGCUUUGAGCUUGAGGUAGAAGCAAGGCUCUAAAAAGAAACAAAAUUUUCAAAAGGAGCAAAAGUUGAACUUGCACUUUAUGAUGCUGACAUAAAAAAAAAAAGUUUGACAGAAUUAACUGUUAUAUAGUUUAUUAUAUUCUCAACAUUCAAGGUAUUAAAGGUUACUCCAUAUAUGGGUACACAGAGACAAACAAAUUUGUGAAAAGGCUGAGGAUUUGAAGUAUUCAGGAGGUUGUGAAACAAAUCCCUUAAGAUGAGUUUUGGCAUUUGUAAAAAUAUCCGAGAGAAGCGAGAUGGCUGUGAACAUCCUUAGCACCAAAGUUCCAGAGAUAAUGUGUAGUAUGUGAUUUUGUUGCUACUGCGUCCUUGUAAAUAUGGGAAACGUGUGUUAGGGAUUGUAUUCACUCCUGAUAUAACAUAAACAUUAUUGUCAAAAAUGAA